CAUUGCAGGCGGCGGCCGUGGUGCGGCAGCCUGCGCGCGCAGCCCUGCCGACGGCGACGUUGUUGCCGCGCGGCGCGAGUCGUCCCGCCGUCAACCAAUAGCCCGACAGAACUCGGCACGAACGCGCGCCGCCGCCUCCCUAUUGACGCGCAAACGUGAUACCCCUCUACGGGUGAUACCCCGACCCUCAACAGUACCGCACAUUUUGUUUGUGAACAAUAUAAUACAGGAAUAAUCACUAAAGAAGCUAGAAAUCAGAGCGCCGAUCUAAUACAAUUUACAUAUCAGUGACUGAAAUAGCAGAAGCGUACAAUCAUAUGUCAUAAGAAUCAUGGCGAUAAUGGACGCAAGGGGGCGGAUACCACAUCUAUAGGCAUGGCAGACUGUAGUAUAGAGAGUGGCGGUUAAAGCAGCGGGCAGAAUGUGGGCGCGAGUGUCCCGGGCGCUGCGGCGCGUGGCGCUGCUGCUGCCGCUGGCGCUGACGGCGCUGGCGCUGAUGCUGCUGCCGCGCCCGCCGCCCAUCACACAUGCCCGCGUGCCCUCCGCACCCGCUCAGCCGUCGCCGUUGCGCGAGGAAGCUCAUCUCCAGAACGCGCUAAAUGAAAUCGCGGAAAGCGAGGAUGUCGCCGCGGCUGCGGACGACGCGUCGGACGUCGCUCACCGGCCGUGGUUCAUGAAGGGCGGCGAGCAGCGCCCGUGGCAGACCGACCCGCACAACACCAGGCUGUUCCCCGAGGAUGCGCCGGGCGAAGACAGGAUGGUCGAGCAGCUCAUGUACACCCUGCCAAAAGACGAGGAGGUGCCGAUAAAGAAGAUCCUGCUGGCAAACGGGCUGGGCGCGUGGGGCGUGCCGAGCGGGCGCACGGAGUUCCUGCGCAACAAGUGCCCGGUGGACCGCUGCACGCUGUCCGCGGACGCGCGCGACGCCGCCUCCGCGGACGCCAUCCUUUUCAAGGACCACCACACGCCGUUCAACGUCAAGCGCCCGCUCAAUCAGAUCUGGAUCCUCUACUACCUGGAGUGCCCGUACCACACGGCGUCGCUGCGGCCGGGCUCCACGGACGUGUUCAACUGGACGGCCACCUACCGGCGCGACUCCGACAUCGUCACGCCCUACGAGCGCUGGGUCUACCACGACCCGCUCAUCACCGAGAACAAGAUGGAGAGGAACUACGCCGCCAAUAAGACUAAAAAGGUGGCGUGGUUCGUGUCGAACUGCCACGCGCGCAACCGGCGGCUGCAGUACGCGCGGCAGCUGGCCAAGCACAUCUCCGUGGACAUCUACGGCGCCUGCGGCUUUCACCACUGCCCGCGCGCCGACCCCAACUGCCUCGAGAUGCUCGACCGCGACUACAAGUUCUACCUCGCCUUCGAGAACUCCAACUGCCGAGAUUACAUCACUGAGAAGUUCUUUGUUAAUGGAUUGCAGCACGACGUGUUGCCGAUAGUGAUGGGCGCCCGGCCGGCGGAGUACGCGGCGGCCGCGCCGCACAACUCGUACGUGCACGUGGAGGAGUUCGGCGCGCCGCAGGAGCUCGCCGCCUACCUCGACCGCCUCGACAAGGACGACGCGCUCUACAACUCCUACUUCAAGUGGAAGGGCACGGGCGAGUUCAUCAACACGUACUUCUUCUGCCGCGUGUGCGCCAUGCUGCACGCGAGCGAGCGUCGGCAGCGCGUGGCGCAGCGCGCGGACGUGCAGGCGUGGUGGCGCGACGGCGCCUGCACGCGCAACGAGUGGCGCGCCGCCUCCACCGAGUACUCCGACACGCAGGACAAGGGCUAGUCGCCGCCGCCGCCUGGGCCACGCCGGCUGGCUCAAGGCUUAUAUAUGUUUCACGAGCGUCCGAGUGAUCGGUCCGAGUAACCGUUCCUCGUAGAGUCGUCCCGGGGGGCGCCCCGAUAAUUAUGUCUUUACCCGAGUGCUUUGUCUACAUUCGUACGAAAGAGCGAUAGAUAUAGCUUCAUUUAUACGGCGUGAAAACUUGCAUACAAUAUUCGUAGCAUUGCUAUCUACGUAAUACCUGCAAUUAAUUCAGCCCUAAUACCUAAUCCCACUAAAUGGAAAAUGGAGGUUAUCUAAGGCAUUUUUCCUUCCGACACCCUUCACUCUAUUUGUACGAGCGUUGAAAAGGCACGCACCCCGUGCGAAUUCGGGUGUAACGCGCGUGUUAGGUUCGAAUCGAUUGAAACAUCUAUCACCGGACCUCACUCUGUGCAGUGUAUUUGGUUAGUUUCUACCAGAUCCACCGAUUUAGUUAUGCUGGUGUUAAUGUUUCUAGGAUGCAUUGGGAGUUCUAGUAUGCAUCGCUUUACUGAUAUCAAAAAGACAUAAUAUUUGUGCUCACACGUCCAUUACUAGUAAUAGAUAUGAUAAGUUAUGUACGACCUCACUGUUAUUCAUAAGUAUGUAGACACUUAAUAGCAAAUGUCACAUUUGGUCACACAGAAAAUUGGCACCCAACGUGGGACCGACGUCAAAACCUGACGAUAGACAAUAAAUUAAAAAAAAUGAACAGUGAAGUUUUCGCGUUGUGAUCGAUACGCCACAACGAUAGCCAGUCCAAUAGAACACAAAACCUAAAUAGCCGCAUAAGUGCAGUACAAAUUCGCACAAACUUACCAUUAAACCAUUGCUUGUUAGUUUAGUUGAAUAUAUAUCUGUACUUAAAUAUUUUUUAUUAUAUUAUUGUUUUAUUUUUGUAGUUUAAGUAUACCUACCAUAUUCUGAGGUAAUGCUACUAAACUAGCACAAAGUAUCUAAUUGAUGGAAUCUUUUACAACCGCACAAUAUGCCGUAUACAUUUCGUUGUUUUAAGUUAUUUUUACUUUAGGCGUCUGUAAUUUUAAUCAAAUUUGAAAGUUACUGUUGAUUGUUUAAUUGUAUAAUCUAUAAGAUUAAGAUAAUGAGAUAUAUGAUAGGUAUGUGUACCUAAAUUGGAUUAAACCUACUGAAAUAUACGAAUUAUCGUUACGAGCUUCAUUUGGAGACAAACAAUGUAAGACUUAGAAAAUGCUAGUGUAGGAUAUAAUUUAAAACAUAAUGUACCUAGUGUACUAACCGUUGUCCUCACAACACCACCUAUUUUGUAACUUAUGUGAACGUACGUAAAUAUUAUUGUUUUGCCAUUUGUAGCACAAAUACGAAUAAUUAUAUUAAAUUAUACAUAGGUAGAUAUGUGUCUUUGUUAUUAUUUGUAUAAAAGCAAUCAAACUUGUUGUUAAUUAUUUUAACGCACUAAAAUGUAAAUAUUAUCUAUGUUAUUUCUCUAAAGUUGCGUUUUUGGGUUGGUUUUGUAUUAAUUAGAAUAAUUUUCACGCCUUGUACGAGUCUAUAAAAAUGUUAUUUAUUUACCAAGAUAUAAUUUUUUUUAUAACUUUACUUAAGUACUUAUGGAAUUAUAAACGACCUAGUGAAAAGCGGCUAAAGUUGUUAAUAAAUGCCAUAGAGACGCAAGUACGUGCACUCUGUUAAAACUUUUUAUAUCGUGAAGUACGACAUACUAAUUGUAAUUAUUGUAAUGUUCUACUUCCAAAGUGCACCACUAGCACUAAAAAUAUCUAUGCUAUAAACAGUUUUAUGAAGAGUUCUUUUUCCCGGACUCACAAUCUUUUUGAAAUAUUUGUGAAAUUGUUUUAAGCCAGUUUGCUUGCUUUUUUUAUUUUUUUAUUCUAGUGAAGCCGAGUUUUGCAUAAUAUUCCUAUUUUUACGACGGCAAUGGCAGAUCAGAUGCUUACUAAAAACGUAGGUAUAAUUUAUUUGUUUAUAUUCUAAAUGUAACUAGCAAGCCUUCUCAGAGAUCAUAGGGACAACGCCGUCCUCAAAACGUAGGAGGUAAAUUUAAAAUUUAUUAUUUAUAUGUCUUUAGUGAUUUUUUUACGCCAGUGUUAUACCUAUCUAGGUUGUAUUAUGUGCAUUUACGCAUUUACGCAAUCUAUCUAUACUAAGUAUUUGAUUUUACUGUUAUGUUAGAGAAUUAUUAUUUUUAUAUAUGUUCGGCCCAGUAACCCGCCAGAUAUUGAAGGUAUCUUGACCGCAUUCAGAACCGCUUGAGCUGACAGAUCUGUCAGUUCAAACUGACAGGUUGAAAGAAAGAAGAAAGAAAGAAAGAAAAGACAUUUUCCCCUUACUAGCUCGGAAACACGUGUUUUGUCCUU
This is a messenger RNA of Leguminivora glycinivorella, 4158 nucleotides long. RefSeq names its product glycoprotein 3-alpha-L-fucosyltransferase A (gene FucTA). Bases 422 to 1786 code for a protein of 454 amino acids. Gene Ontology annotation, molecular function: alpha-(1->3)-fucosyltransferase activity. NCBI's taxonomy places the organism in Eukaryota, Metazoa, Arthropoda, Insecta, Lepidoptera, Tortricidae. Gene Ontology annotation, cellular component: membrane. The record is from RefSeq and is a predicted model, not a curated record. The transcript has 9 exons.